Molecule: messenger RNA, 4845 nt
Organism: Closterium sp. Yama58-4
Lineage: Eukaryota; Viridiplantae; Streptophyta; Zygnematophyceae; Desmidiales; Closteriaceae
Source: the annotation of a GenBank genome assembly
AUGUCGAUUCGACGGAAGACGGAGAAACGUGGGGGGAAAGGUGCGACGGGGAGCGAAUCUGGGGAAAUGAGCUUGCAGGGUUCGCCGCAGCAGUCGCAGCAGGAGCGGAUGCAAAUCGACGGGGAACAGCGCGGAGAGCCAGCGCAGGCGGAAGGGUCGGCGGAAGGCGUUUCUACGCACGCAGCCAAGCCCCCGCAGCUGAGGCCAGCGGGCCGGGGGAGGGAAUGGCGGAAAGGUCUGAAGAGUUUGUUCGGGUCAAAUUCGGUCAAGCGGAGAGGGGAAGCGGAGGGAAGGGUCAGUGUUCGACGUGGGGGUAAUACAGCUGGCGGAGUCGAAACUGUGAUGUCAGGGGAAGCGGAGAUGGCCGAUACACGCAUGGGGGAGGUUUGCUCGCGGGGGGAGGAGGGGGAAAUGUCGGGCGAAGGCGAUUUUGUAUCGGGGAUGAGUGCAGCGGAGGUGGAUGAGUCGGGUGACUUUCGGCGAGUUACGGUCGAGCUACAGUUCUUCCAAUUAAAUUCCUCCAAGGACCUUGUUGCAACAGUGCAAGUCCUCCCAUCUCACGCCGAGCAGCAGCGGGAGGUGCAGCAAGCGCAAGCGGUGCUGCAGCUCCAGAACUACGCUGGACUUGGAACAGUAGUUCUGGAAGGUGUAGACGGUGUGGUAACCAGCUGUAACACCAGCGCAACAAGCAUCCUCGGAUUCCCAGAGCCGUACAUCAUGGGGCAGACGCUACAACACUUCGUUGCAGAAUCUGAGGCGGCUACUUUUGCUGAGGAGUACAGCAAGGUGCAGCAGGGUAUCCAGGAGUGGACGCAGCAGGAGAUUCGGUUGAGAAAGAUUGACCGAACCACAGUGGCAGUUCGGAUCACCAUGACUAGCCUAUCCACUUCUGGCUCGUCUUCUGCUGCCCCUUCUGCUGCUGCCCCUUCUGCUGCUGCCCCUUCUGCUGCUGCCCCUUCUGCUGCUGCGCCUGCUGCCACCCCACCUGCCUCUAAAUCUACUGCUGCCACUCCCGUUGGUGCCGCAACAGCUGCAGCGGCUGCUGGUGCUGCUGGUUCUGCUGGUGCUGUUGGUGCCAGUGCUGCUCCUGCUGUUGCCGUUCCUGCUGCUGUUGCCGGGGACACAGAUGCCAGCAACAUGAGUCGGACAAGCAGCCAUGAAAGCGGGUCAAGUGGGAGUGAGGCGGGGCGAGCAGCAGUCAGAGAGCACACUGCGGUGCUCUGCAUGUUCCAAGACAUCAGCGCGCAAAAGGCCCUGGAGCAACACAUGGAGAACUACCGCAUGAUGGUGGAGCACUUCCCAGCUGGCGCAGUGCUCAUUUCGCAUGCGGGCGAGGAGGGCGAAACCGUCCUCGUGAACAGCACUCUCGAGGCCAUGCUGGGCUGCGAAAAGGGCUCCAUCAACAGCGUCGACAAAUGGUUCGCCACACUCUACGCCGAAAAGGCGCGCCGCGCUCGGCAGCUCCACGAGGCGAGACGGGUGUCUGGGAGUAGCAAGGAUGUGACGAACACGGUGCAGCAGAUCAAGAAGAAGGACGGGUCGAAGCUGGUGGUGGACGUCACGACGUACCGGUUUGAUUUGGGGGAGAUGUGGCUCGUGAAUGACAUCACCGAGAGCCGCAAGAACCAGUUCAAGUUCCGCAUGCUCUUUGAGCUGUCCUCGGACCCCAAGCUGCUGCUGAACCAGGACGGGCGCGUGUUCGACUGCAACCAGUCGGCCAUUCGCAUUCUCAAGUGCGGAACCAAGGAGUCGCUCCUCGGCAAGACCCCCUGGGAGCUCUGCCGCCCGCAGCAGCCCUCAGGCCAGCGCUCCGCGUUCCUCAAGGCAGUCCUCGACGAUCUCGCCGCCAGCAACAACGUCCCCGCGCCCGCGACCGGCGCCGGCGCAGGCUCCGCGGGAGGAGGCUCCGCGGGGGGGAUCCCGGGCGCGACGGUUCUCAGCGGCGCGUCCGCGGUCGGCGGGGAGAAGCGGUACCGAUUCGACUGGGUAUUCGAGGACGAGGAAGGGCAGGACGUACCGGUGGAGGUGCUAUGUAAGAUGGUGAAUUUCUUCGGGGAGCCGGUGUAUCUGAUGGUGUGGCACGACAUGGCGGAGGCGCGCAAGCAGGAGGCGGAGCUGCGGAGGGCGAAGGCGGAGGCGGAGAAGGCGAGCAAAGCCAAGACGCAGUUCCUGGCGAAUAUGAGCCACGAGAUCCGCACGCCCAUGAACGGAAUCAUCGGCGUCGCCGAUCUGAUGCUCGCGACGCCGCUCUCGCCGGAGCAGUGCUCGCUGCUUGAAACCCUAAGAUCGUCGUCGGAGGGGCUCCUACACAUCCUCUCCGACAUCCUCGAUUUAAGCAAGAUCGAGAACGAGAAGAUGGUCCUCGAUUUCAGCAACUGGCGGUUGCGGGAGAACGUGAGCAACUGCGUCGCGCUGUUCCGCGGAUCCGCGACCGGGAAAAACAUCCGCAUUAAAGCGCGAGUCGAUAAGGACGUCCCUAUCGAGGUCUUCGGAGACUGCAUGCGUGUGCGUCAGGUGGUCACUAAUUUACUCAGCAACGCGAUUAAGUUCACGUCGGCCGGCGGACACGUGUCGGUGCGCGUCAGCCUUGUGGAUCCGCACGCUCCGGGCCGUGGAAAGCGGCGGGAAUCCUUCUCGAGUUUGGAGCCGCUAAGAGAAAACGCGGAAAUGGACAAGGUGGUGGUGCAGUUCGAAGUGAAAGACACGGGGAUAGGAAUCCCCCCCCACGCGCAGAAGAAUUUGUUCCAAGCCUUCAAUCAGGCUGACAACUCCACAUGUCGCCGUUUUGGAGGGACGGGCCUUGGCCUAGCCAUUUGCAAGGCACUCGUCAACUUGAUGGGCGGCGAAAUAACCCUCUCAAGCGAAGAAGGAAAGGGGUCCACCUUCACCUUUACUGUGUGCCUCGGGGUGACAGAACCUGCUCCAAGUGAUGCGGAGAGUGACGGGGAAGAAAGCAUUGGUGAUGAGAGCGAGGAUGAAGAGGAGGAGGAGGGAGAGGAAGACGAGUACGAGGAGGGCGAGGGCGAGCAGUGGGAUGAGAUUGCGGAAGAAGAGGACGAAGAAGGGAUAGAGGAUGAUAUGAACAUCAUGGAAGGAGAGGAAGGAGAUGAAGGAGAGGGGAGCGUGUCGGAGAGGGAAACGGAUGACGAAGAGGAGCAUUGGGCAAGGCACUUGGUCCGGGCGGCGACCGAAAUCGCCAUUGGCCGGCCGCGGAAGUCUCGCUCUCACAAGGGAGGGAGCAAAGAAGCAUCACACAAGGAAGCAACAGCAACACACAGGAGCGUAAUGCCGAAACAUCACUCCAUGGAUUGCGACAGCGACGCAACUUAUGAGACUUCGCGGUCCCAAAUGACAACUCCUACCUCUUCUUCUGCUUCUAGGUCUAUCUGGCCUGCAGGGAGUCGGAAACUCAACCGCAGCCCAACCCCUCGUCACAAGAAGGCCCUGCGCCGGGCAGAUUCAAAAGAAAUCUUUCUGCCCAUUUCUGUAUCUGCUAAUGCCAGCAUCAGCACCGCCAGCAGCAGCAGCAGCAGCAGCAACUGUACCAGCAAUGCUAACCCCCCUGCAGCAUCUCCUGCCGCUCCAGCUAUCCCUGCUUCACCCACUCUCACCUGGCCUCCCACCACCUCUGCUGCUCCUACCCCUGCUGCCACUGCAUCUGCUGCUCCCGCUGCUCCUGCUGCUCCUAGUUAUCCGCCUCCCCCCAGCCCCGCUGCAAUCUCUGCUGUAAGAAGCCUGUUCAGCAAGUCUAAAAGCGAUAAUCACCUACUGAAACCGAGUGCAUUGGAGGGGAAUUUCCUCACCCGCAGCAGGAGUAAAUCUGGGCGACAAAACACCACUGGCAGCAGCAGAGGGAGUGCAGAGAGGAGUGCAGACAGCAACAGCAACAGCAACAGCAACAACAACAACAACAGCAACAACAACAAAAGCAACAGCAACAGUGGCAGCAGUGGUGGCAGCAGCAGCAGAAGCAUCCAAAGGGCCAGGAGCGUAAACAGCUUCACGGAAAGGUCUAGUGGUUCUAGCAGCAGUAGCAGAAGCAGUGUGCACAGGAGCAGCAGCACAACCAACCUCAAAGAUCUUGCCAGCAACAACACCACCAGCAGCAGCACCACCAGCACCACCAGCAGCACGACCAGAAAUGGCAGCAAUGGUCGACGAGUGUCCAUCGCCAUCACUAAACCCUCCUCAUCCUUCACAUCGCACUCUUUACAAGAAUCCUCGGGCCCUCCCCCCCGGCGCUGCAGGACACAGGAGCGGCCUCCUCGCUCCCCUUGCUCCAAAUCUUCCCCAUCCAUCCCUCUCACCUCACCCUUGGCCUCCGUGAAACGAACCGGCAGCGCCCACUCUCUUGUAGACGCCGGGAAAGGAGGUGGAGGAGGAGGGCAUGGGCACGGCGGGCACGGGCACAAGAAAGUUUUUACCGACGAGCCACCCACGCAGCUGCCUGAGUGUGUCAAGACGUGGAAAGUUUUGGUUGCGGAGGAUAAUACAGUGAACCAGAUGGUGGUAACCAGAAUGCUGAAGAACCUUGGGAUUGCCACCGAGGUGGCGGAGAAUGGACUGAAGGCACUGCAUGCGUGCGAGAGCAACCACUACGACUUCAUUCUCAUGGACUGUCACAUGCCGGAGAUGGAUGGGCUGGAAGCCACUCGGCAGAUCCGGCAGGCAGAGCAGCUGCUGCCGAGCCGGCCGCCCAAGUUCAUCACUGCGCUCACUGCCAGCGCGUUUGACUUUGAGAGAGAGGCGUGCUUUGCUGCGGGCAUGAACCACUUUUUGACCAAGCCGAUUCGGCCGAAAGACCUGGAGGAUCUGGUGGUGAAGCUGGUGGAGAUGCGCAAGUGA